Puccinia triticina is the source of this 261-nucleotide messenger RNA. RefSeq lists its product as uncharacterized. The coding region runs from base 1 to 261 and encodes 86 amino acids. The record is from RefSeq and is a predicted model, not a curated record. NCBI's taxonomy places the organism in Eukaryota, Fungi, Basidiomycota, Pucciniomycetes, Pucciniales, Pucciniaceae. The transcript has 2 exons.
AUGCAAUCUCAGCAGUAUACCAAUGGCGGACCGGCCCACCGACCAGGGAGCAACCAAGGCAUCGCCUUGGCCAGCAAGCCGAUAUCCCUGUCACAACACCCUUCAGUCAACGCGGCACACCAGACGAGAUCUUCCGAAGCGCCCCGAAUCCUAGCCAGCCUGCCAGCAGCCACAUCAAUCAUAACCUCCUACGCGUCCCAAAUCCUAGCCAACCAGACCCUCAGCAAGCCAGCAGCCGUGUCCCUUUCCUUGCAGAUAUAA